UCCCGCUCUCUCUGCCCAGCGGCGCACCUUGUCAUUGGGCAACUCGGCCUGACGCAGGGCGUGUGACGGCUGCGCUUUCGGAACUGGUUUGUCCUGUGGGGCUUGCUGUAGGGAAAUGGUGCUCAAGGCAUAGAGAGGCUGGCAGCGCUUGGUCUCAGCAGGAAGAGACGCGCAGCACUGGAGAUGGGCCUGAGUUAAUGAAACAUGCUGCGGAACACGAUUUCUCACUUUCCCACGGCCAUGAAUGGCGGCCCAAGCAUGUGGGCCAUCACUACGGAGGAGAGGGCCAAGCACGAUAAGCAGUUUGCCAGUCUUAAGCCUAUCAAUGGACUCAUAAGCGGUGACCAAGCACGUAGCUUCUUCAUACAAUCUGGCCUCCCAUCAUCCGUUCUAGCUGAAAUAUGGGCCCUCUCAGACUUGAACAAAGAUGGCAAGAUGGACCAGCUGGAAUUCUCCAUCGCAAUGAAACUCAUCAAACUGAAACUGCAGGGACAAUCUCUGCCCUUGGUCCUACCUCCUGUAAUGAAACAGCCCCCAGUCUUUUCGCCAUUAACCUCCUCUCGCUAUGGAAUGGGGAGCAUGCCAAACUUGUCCAUGCCACCACCCAUGCCUUCCCUCAUACCCUUUGCACCCACUGCAUCAUUAACCUCAAUGAGCUCUUUGCCACCCCUGCCUAUGUCAACUCCCUUGGUGCCUUCUCUUGGCUCAUCAUCAACUUUGCCAAAUGGAACAUCCACUGCUCUGCUUUCAUCUUUCCCUGUGCCUUUGUCUUCUUCCACAUUGCCUCAUAACAGCUCGAUAAAUCUCCUGGGCGGAGGAUUCAGCAGCACCACUAUGCAGAAGACUCAGUCUCUCAUAGACCUGGCAUCUAGCAGCUCCAAUUCCUCAUCUACCACUUCUCUGACUGGUAACUCCCCAAAAACCACUUACCUGGACUGGGCAGUGCCUCAGGCAUCCAGACUGAAAUACAGGCAAAAGUUCAACAGCCUCGAUAAAUGUAUGACUGGCUACCUUACAGGUUCCCAAGUUAAGAAUGCCCUGGUGCAAUCAAGCCUCUCUCAUACACAGCUUGCCACUAUCUGGAAUUUGGCUGAUAUUGACAAAGACGGAAAGCUAAAAGCUGAUGAAUUUAUACUGGCCAUGUAUUUAACCGACAUGGCUAAAGCCGGACAGCCCCUCCCUCUCACUCUUCCCCCAGAUCUGGUUCCUCCUGCUUUUCGCAGUAAUGUAAGUAUCACUGCUAGUGACCCUAUCAAUGGAACGUUACCUCUGUACCACCAAAUGCAUGAGGAAGAGCCGCCUCAGAAAAAGACAGCAGGGACAUUUGAGGAAAAGCGAAAGGAGAACAUUGAGAAGGGCAACAUGGAGCUGGAGAAGAGGAGGCAGGUGAUCUUGGAGCAGCAGCAGAGGGAGGCCGAGCGGAAAGCACAAAAGCAGCGGGAAGAGCAGGAGCGCAGAGAGAGGGAGCGCCAGGAGCAGGAGCGCAAGAAGCUGCUGGAGCAAGAAAGACGCAUGGAGCGGCAGCGCGAGCUAGAGAGGCAGAGGGAGGAAGAGAAGAGGAAGGAAAUCGAAAGAAGAGAGGCAGCAAAGCAGGAACUCGAGCGGCAGAGGCAGCAGGAGCUGGAAAGGAUCCGUCGGCAAGAGCUGUUCAACCAGAGGAACAGAGAGCAGGAGGAGAUUAUGAAGCUCAAGUCCAAGAAGAAGAGCUUACAGCUGGAACUAGAAGCACUUGAAGAUAAACACCAGCAGAUCACUUCGAGAGUCCAAGAUGUACGAGGAAAGAAACAACUGAAGAGAACUGAGCUGGAGACCUUAGAUAGAAAAUGUGAUGCAGGAAUCAUGGAGAUAAAGCAACUGCAACAAGAACUGCAAGAAUAUCAAAACAAACUUAGCAUCCUGCUUCCUGAAAAGCAAUUUUUGAAUGAGAAGAUUAAUCAGAUGCAAGCUGUUAUCUCUAAUGACAAAUCAGGCACUGGUUUUCAGGGAUUUCAUAAGAAAGUCUCAGAGAAAGAUGGUCUCUGCCAAAGACUUCGGGAACAGCUGGAGGCUCUGGAGAAGGAAACCAGUUCAAAGCUGCAGGAAAUGGACUCAUUCAAUAACCAACUUAAGGAGCUGAGAGGGAGCUACAGUAAGCAACAGUCUGCCUUACAUCAGCUGCAGAAGAUCAAACAGGAAAAACUGAGGGAAGCUGAGCAGAAACGAGCCGAGCAGGCACAGAAGAAGCAGGAGGAAGAGGAGGCUGCAAGGAGAGCCAAGCAAGAGAAAGAAAACCUCUGGCUGGAAAAUCUUAAAAAAGAAGAAGAGGAGAAGCAGCAGCGCUUAGAGGAUGAGAGAAGAAGAGAACAGAAGCUUCUGGAAAAGCAAAAAGCAGAGGAGGAAGCGACAGCACGGCAGAGGGAAGCCCAGCAAAGACUGGCAGAAGAGAAGAAAAGGCAGGCCGAGAGGGAAGAAGAACAGAGAAAGAAGCAGCAGGAAGAGGAAAAACGCAGGCAGGCCCAGCUGAAGAAGGACCUGGAGGAAAAAAGCAAGGCAGAGGAUGAGGAGAGAAGACGUAAGGAAAGUGCUGGCCGUAAAGAUUCUGAGAAGCGAAUCUCCAAACUUAGCCUGGAUGAGAAGUUUGCUGACAAGCUGAAGAAUAUUGGAGGCAGGAACGCCAGCUCUGAGCGAGGGAGAGAAGCCAACACCACCAGCGUCUCCGAUAACAGAAGGUCCUCAGCAGCUGCAUUUGUCAACUACACAGCCUUGUACCCGUUCGAGGCUCGAAACGCAGAUGAGCUGAGCUUCAAUGCUGGGGAUAUUCUCCAGGUGGACGAGAAAAACAUAGGGGAACCAGGCUGGCUGUACGGCUGCUUGAGAGGAAAUGUCGGCUGGUUCCCUUCCAACUACGCAGAGAAAGCCACUGAGAUCGAGGCACCACUAUCGCCGAAGAAGGCCUUACUGCCUCCCACUCUCUCUGUGUCUACCUCAUCUCCUGCCAAGCCACUUUUGACGAGUAAAUCCUCUUCGGAGCUAGAUACAGAGUAUCAAAACCUUCCUUUCUCAAGCCUUAAUGUAAACAACACAACAUGGCAGAAAACAUCUGCAUUUACCCGAACUGUAUCCCCGGGUACUAUCUCACCAAUGCACGGCCAGGGGCAGCCGGGGGAAAGUGUAAAGGCGCAGGCACUGUGCUCCUGGACUGCAAAGAAAGAUAACCACUUAAACUUCUCCAAAAAUGAUACCAUCGUCGUACUGGAGCAGCAGGAAAACUGGUGGUUUGGGGAAGUCCGAGGGCAGAAAGGCUGGUUCCCCAAAUCUUACGUUAAAAUUCUUCCUGGCACCGAUGCCAAAACUCCAGAGCCAGAACCAGUAUAUGCUGCUGUGAAGAAGAAGCCAGUAGCACCCUCGGCAGCUGGAGAAGAGUAUGUGGCCCUCUAUUCCUACUCAAGUUCAGAGCCCGGAGAUCUCAUUUUUAAUGAAGGAGACCUCAUCCUAGUGACCCAGAAAGAUGGCGAAUGGUGGACGGGUAGAGUUGAAGACAGGACAGGCAUCUUCCCAUCGAACUAUGUGCGGACUAGAGACCAGGAGGUUUCCAGUGGUGCUGGCAAAACUGGAACAUUAACCAAAAAGCCUGAGAUAGCCCAGGUGACCACUGCAUACACUGCCACUGGCACGGAGCAACUCAGCUUAGCACCGGGGCAGCUCAUCCUCAUCCAAAAAAAGAAUCCCUCGGGAUGGUGGCAAGGAGAGCUGCAGGCGAGAGGCAAGAAAAGGCAAAAGGGCUGGUUCCCAGCAUCGCAUGUUAAAUUACUCGGACCAAAUAACGAAAAAGCUGCUCCCGCCUUCAUUCCAGUGUGCCAGGUAAUAGCUAUGUACGACUACAUCGCCAACAACGAAGAUGAGCUACACUUCGGCAAGGGCCAGCUUAUUAACGUGCUAAAUAAAGAUGAUGUUGAUUGGUGGCAAGGGGAAAUCAAUGGCGUGACUGGCCUCUUUCCUUCCAACUACGUGAAGAUGACCACAGAGAGUGAUCCCAGCCAGCAGUGGUGCGCCGACCUACAUACUCUGGACACCAUGCUGCCCAUGGAGCGGAAGCGCCAGGGGUAUAUCCACGAGCUGAUACAGACAGAAGAGAGGUAUAUGGAUGAUCUUCAGCUUGUGAUAGAGGUGUUCCAGAAGCCUAUGGCCGAGUCUGGCUUAUUAACUGAAGGGGAGAUGGGAAUGAUAUUUGUAAACUGGAAGGAGCUGAUCAUGUCCAACACCAAGUUACUCAAAGCCCUGAGGGUCCGUAAGAAGACCGGGGGAGAGAAGAUGCCAGUUCAGAUGAUUGGGGACAUUCUGGCAACCGAGCUGUCACACAUGCCGGCCUACAUCCGUUUCUGUAGCUGUCAGCUCAAUGGCGCCGCCCUUCUGCAACACAAGACUGACGAGGAUGCAGAUUUUAAGGACUAUCUAAAGAGACUGGCCAUGGACUCCCGCUGUAAGGGGAUGCCCCUGUCCAGCUUCCUACUGAAACCAAUGCAAAGGAUAACGCGCUACCCUCUCAUUAUAAAGAACAUCCUGGAAAACACCCCGGAAUCUCUCCCUGACCACAGCAACCUGAAGUUUGCGCUGGAUCGAGCGGAGGAGCUGUGCUCUCAGGUCAAUGAAGGGGUGAGGGAAAAGGAGAACUCGGACAAGCUGGAAUGGAUUCAGGGCCAUGUACAGUGUGAAGGACUCACAGAGCAGAUCAUCUUUAACUCCCUUACAAACUGCCUGGGGCCCCGGAAACUGCUGCACAGCGGCAAAGUGUACAAGACCAAGAGCAACAAGGAGCUCUAUGGUUUCCUUUUCAAUGACUUCCUCCUCCUCACCUACAUGGUGAAGCAGUUUGUGUCGUCAGGGUCAGACAAGCUCUUCAGCCCUAAAACCACUGCCCAAUACAAGAUGUACAAAACGCCAGUCUUCCUGAAUGAAGUGCUAGUGAAGUUGCCAAGUGACCCUUCGAGCGAUGAGCCCGUUUUCCACAUCUCACACAUCGACAGAGUCUACACCCUCAGGACUGACAACAUCAAUGAAAGAACGGCCUGGGUACAGAAGAUCAAAUCUGCUUCCGAGAAUUUCAUUGACACAGAGAAGAAGAAGAGGGAACGAGCGUAUCAAGCGCGCUCUCAGAAGUCUUCAGGGAUUGGCCGCCUGUUGGUGCAUGUGAUUGAGGCAACAGAAUUAAAGGCCAGUAAACCUAAUGGGAAGAGCAACCCUUACUGCGAGGUCAGCAUGGGCUCCCAGAGCUACACCACCCGCACACUGACUGACACCCUCAGCCCCAAGUGGAAUUUCAACUGCCAGUUCUUCCUCAAGGAUCUCUACCAGGAUGUUCUUUGUAUCACUGUGUUUGACCGAGACCAGUUUUCCCCUGACGACUUUUUGGGUCGGACUGAAGUUCCAGUAGCCAAGAUACGGACUGAGCAAGAAGGCAAAGCUCCGGCCACCAAGCGCCUGCUGCUGCACGAGGUGUCAACUGGGGAAGUUUGGGUGCGCUUCGACUUGCAGCUGUUUUAGCAACGCUACGGCUUCAUGAAACUGCUGGACAUUAAAGGGACGGAAAGCCACAUCCGAAAGAGCUUCAGCUCUGCAGUGAUUCUACCCCGACACCCAUUGUCCCUACUGCAUGGUUCAGUGCCGGCUCCACCUAUGCAACGCUAGUUCUGCAGGACGACCAAUCACCGUUCAAUCACUGUGCCUUCACAUAGCAAUACUGUGCCGCUUUGCGCCUUUGCUUUUUUUUUUCACAAAUGACAACUAUUGUAAUGGUGAGUUAAUCAGACUGACAGUGGGCUUCUUUGUUUGUGUGGGGGGCCAGUGCCAUAUCCCCCAGGGCUGCUGUUAUAGAUGUAGGGAUAGCUGGAAGGCAGGGGAAGAUGUUAGGGUGUCCCUGAUGUAUAUAAUAAAAUUAUCUGUUGUUAAUAUAUAUCCUUAUUAUAUCUUCCCACAGUGGCUUCUUAUAUGCCUAGGGGGGGCCAGGAUAAAUUCAUUCUCUCUCUCUGCCCAGCCCUAAACCUGGCCACCUAGGGACCUUACACUAGCCUACAGGCUUCCCUAUGGGAAGAGGAUUUAUCACCUAAUAAAACUGCAUUAUUGACAAAAGGUUUUGUGUUACAUGGAAAGAUAUAGAGAUAUAGAUAUGUGUAUGUGUAUACACACAUAUAUAUAUAUAAAUAUACAUGUUCUCCUUCAGACACUAAAUGGGAGUGCAAAGGUUUAUAAUUGAUUUAUUUAAAGUAUGUGAGUUUGUGAUGAAUAACUAGUGACUUGGAGAAGCCUUCAGAGGCCAUAUUGGUGCACUAUGUUGGAGAUUUCUCCAAAUACAAGGAUUCUGGGGAAAUGGGGAUUUAGGCUUAAUGCCAAGAUAUUUGGGGGUCAGAUAUUGAAUCAGUCAGGGCCUGGGUUUCGCUUUGAUUUGUAUGUGUGAAAUCAGGGAACACUCCCAGAGGCUGAUGGGUAGAUCCCAGUCAUGGCUAUUAUGGCACAUAUGGAAUAUAUGUUUGUGUGCGUGUAAAGGGCAUUUAAGGGAAAUGUUAUUUGAAAAUCCUUUCAGUUCUGUAGAGAGGGCUGUCCCUGUGUUAUAUAGAGAGGGCUGUCCCUGUGUUAUAUAGAGAGGGCUGUCCCUGUGUUAUAUAGAGAGGGCUGUCCCUGUGUUAUAUAGAGAGGGCUGUCCCUGUGUUAUAUAGAGAGGGCUGUCCCUGUGUUAUAUAGAGAGGGCUGUCCCUGUGUUAUAUAGAGAGGGCUGUCCCUGUGUAGAUAGGGCCGUCAGUCAGGGCUGGUUUACGCUGCAUGCCCAGAGGCUCUCUGUUGCUUUGCAUCACGGUUUUUGUUGCUUGCUCACACCAGAUAAGCAUGGCUGAUAUCAGGGCCCUCCGCCCCUUUUAAGGCUCUUUACUGGCAGAAUAUCUAAGGUCCCUGUGGCUAGUUGUACCAUACUAAGUAUUGCUUUCUUGGGCAGAGUUGUUCCCCCAUCUCCAGUGAUGGUAUCCCUAGAACAUUCUCUGCUGGAGGUGUUUAAAUAUAAGAGGGUGGAGUGACAGUGACAGUCUUUCAGUAUCUGGCACAAGUGCCGCCUCUGUCCCAUGUCACAGGACUAAUAACAGACAUGCCAUGGUUUCAUUUAACCGGCAGCUUUCCAGCUGUUCAGUUUUCUGAGUUGGGCAACCUUUGGCCUUCAGAAGGAAUUCUGGGAGUUGUAGUUCAGCAACUUUCAGAGUGUUUCUUCUCAUAAUAGACAAGAAGGAUGGACUGUUACAGACAUGGGACUUGCCGGAUGUUCCACAUUUUGACUUAAAAUUAUUAUGUUUAGGAGAUGUGGUUGUAAAAUACAGUUAGCAAAUGGCUGUUUCUUUUCCGUGUGGCUCUACAGCACCGCCCCACUCCUUUAUGGGAGCAGCCUUAGUGCCUUACUAAGGAUUGAGUGCAACUGUUCCUGCAAAUAGCAGACUGGGCCGGGCACAGACUGAAUGAUUUAGGCUUAGUAGUGCCUACCACAAGUGAUAGUGCAAGUCGCCCCCUGAAGCAGUGUGCCAUCUCCAUUCUGUUGGGAUCAGUCCAUGUAGCUUGAGAUAAAUCUAGUUGGUUUCCCCCAACAGGGUGGACACCCCUUCCUCAGGCUGAAUAAAUAUAGCUAUAUAUUUUGUGUGACAAAAACGUAAUACAUCCAUUUUGCUUUAUAGGAUUAGAUAUUUAUCCCGAACUGCUGUGAGUGGGGCUGAAUGUGUCAAACUGGCGUGCCCGUCAUUGAAAAAACUGCCAGUCAGAUAAUGAUGCCACAAUGGGCAUCCCUGCCCCCCUGUACCAUCCCUUGGGUGGGUUCUGUGCUGUCCCCAGGCCGGCUGUGGUGGCAAAAGGCAGAGUUUCAGCAGAUGAUUUUGUGUGUUUUUGUCACACAUGAAGUAGGGACCUUUGUGUAUAACAAACAGGAUCCGGAUGUAACAGAUUGCAGUGCGUAUUGUACAGGAGAAUCACUGGAAUUUAUUGUAAAUGUCCAUUAAUAUGUGCCUUAAGCUAUUGUAAUUCAUCUCACAAGUGGCCCUUACUAACCAGGAACUAAAUGGCAGGACUCCAGGGGAGUGGCACAAGUACAGCAUGGGUAACUGUUAGAUGUUGUAGUGCAGAAGAGCCUUAUUAUCUGUAUGAAGUGGGUCUGGCCUGCUACCCUCCAGCUGUUGCUAGAUGUUGGGAGCUUUAGUUAAACACCAGCUUGAUUGUUGCAGGUUAGACAGUCCUUGAUCAGGGUUUAAUCUUUGCAUGUUUCUUGGUGGCAAGUGCCAAAAGGGUUAAAAUGCUGCCCAGGUUGGUCAGUGAGCCCAGAGUGCUGAGGCUUGAUACUUGUUACAGAAGGCAGUUAAAGGAACAGUAAAUGAAGGUGUUUUAUCUGUUAUCUGCUAAGUAACCUGUGCCUUUCCUCCUUGGAAUGGCUGCCCCCAUGGAUACACAGCAGCUUUAUUCAUAUAAACUAUAGUAGUCUGUCUGAGGCACACACACCAGUUGCACCAGUGCAGGACAACAUUACAUUAUACUAAUACUAAUUACUAUACUAUUAAUACUAAUACUACUAUACUGUAAUUAAUUUUAUACACACGUUACUGUUCCUUUAACAAGCAGGGUUGCCAUGUGGGAAUAACAUACGGGAAUGCAGGGUGAGCUACCAUCUAGCAAGUAUUAGUGAGUCGGAACUAGUGGUUCAGACAGAUGUCCUGCCUAAAAACCUUUUACAAAAUGCCCGUUCAUGUCUGCCGGGUUGGCAGCUUUAGUGGCCACUAUCCUGAGCUCAGUCUGACCUCUUGUCUCUGAGCUUGGUUGAUUUUUAGAUUUAGAAUGUAGGGGGGUAAGCAAGUGUACCAAGCUCCAGGCUAUUCUAGAUGGAAUAUUGUCUGCACUGAGAAACAAAAUAGCCUCUUCUUUUCCAGAUGGCCCCUCUAUGUUCUGUGCGUUACUGCUGCCCCAAUGUGGAAACUGUUUGUAUUUUGUUUGUUUGCAUGGGUGUAAGUGAAUAAUCCCUGCGUGAUACGAUGCCUUAAGGACUUACCUGCCGCCAGUGCUGCAGAAGCCUUUCCUAGCAUUUAUACAGGCUCUUCCAAUGCCCAUUGCCUUAAUAUGAGUAAUGCCUUUAGAAUACCUACUCCCUGGGUAGGUGCUUGCAGUCCUACUGACAGGUUCCCAGCGCCCCGCGUAACACUGGCUGUAACAUAAUAACGUGCUGGGCUCGGUUCAAGCCAAGGCAAACAGGUUGCAAUACUACAAUAUUCACCUUAUUGAAGAAAAUAUAUAAAUAUAUUUUUUAAAUGCUGUGACAUGUAAUGAUAUAAAAUUACAUAUUUUCAAAGUUUUGUUCAUAAAUGUAAAUUAUUUUGUGUAAAUGUUUUGUUUUUAAGUUGAUUCACACAUCUGACUUCUGCCUUACACUUGUGUCAAUGCCAACGUGUACAUAAAGUUGAAAGAAAAAGCU
Xenopus tropicalis (tropical clawed frog) is the source of this 9457-nucleotide messenger RNA. It is a transcript of the gene itsn2, whose product is annotated as intersectin 2. The record is from RefSeq and is a predicted model, not a curated record. Gene Ontology annotation, cellular component: cytoplasm; synapse. The transcript is spliced from 39 exons. Gene Ontology annotation, biological process: intracellular signal transduction. The coding region runs from base 205 to 5520 and encodes 1771 amino acids. Gene Ontology annotation, molecular function: guanyl-nucleotide exchange factor activity; calcium ion binding. Lineage: Eukaryota; Metazoa; Chordata; Amphibia; Anura; Pipidae.